Neofelis nebulosa (Clouded leopard) is the source of this 242-nucleotide messenger RNA. RefSeq names its product guanine nucleotide-binding protein G(I)/G(S)/G(O) subunit gamma-3-like. The record is from RefSeq and is a predicted model, not a curated record. Bases 1 to 228 code for a protein of 75 amino acids. The transcript is spliced from 2 exons. Gene Ontology annotation, biological process: G protein-coupled receptor signaling pathway. Gene Ontology annotation, molecular function: G-protein beta-subunit binding. NCBI's taxonomy places the organism in Eukaryota, Metazoa, Chordata, Mammalia, Carnivora, Felidae. Gene Ontology annotation, cellular component: heterotrimeric G-protein complex.
AUGAAAGCGGAGACUCCUGUGAACAGCACAAUGAGUACUGAGCAAGCCCGCAAGAUGGUGAAACAGCUGAAGAGUGAAGCCACCUUGUGCCGGAUAAAGGUGUUCAAGGCAGCAGCAGACUUGAUGGCUUACUGUGAUGUCCACUCCUGCGAGGAUCCCCUCAUCACCCCUGUGCCCACUUUGGAGAACCUCUUCUGGGAGAAGAGGUUCUUCUGUGCCCUCCUUUGAAUUGCUCUGUCCCC